Molecule: messenger RNA, 1058 nt
Organism: Drosophila busckii
Lineage: Eukaryota; Metazoa; Arthropoda; Insecta; Diptera; Drosophilidae
Product: tax1-binding protein 3 homolog
Exons: 3
Coding region: 111-482 (123 amino acids)
Biological process (GO): neurotransmitter receptor transport, endosome to postsynaptic membrane; neurotransmitter receptor transport postsynaptic membrane to endosome
Cellular component (GO): postsynaptic membrane; postsynaptic density; adherens junction
Molecular function (GO): protein binding
Source: RefSeq, a predicted model, not a curated record
UGUGUUUGGCUGCGCAAGAAAUUGUUUCGUUGCGUUUUCUCUGGCAAAUAAGCAUAAAUUUAACGUUUUUGUAUUAAAUUUGCAGUAAAGCUUAUUAAAAAGGCAGCAAUAUGGCGAAAAUGGCAUUUCAGCAUCAGGCGGGCACGGCCAUGGAGUGUCUAAGUAUACCCAUAACGCUGCACAAGGAAAAGGACUAUGACCAGGAGGGCAGAGAAAUACUCAAGUGUGGCUUUAAAAUUGGAGGCGGCAUUGAUCAGGAUUACAAAAAAAGUCCACAGGGCUAUACGGACUACGGCAUCUAUGUAACGGAGGUGCAUGAGGGCAGUCCUGCAGCACGCGCUGGUCUUCGCAUCCACGAUAAGAUACUCCAGUGCAAUGGCUAUGACUUUACUAUGGUUACUCACAAAAAGGCUGUUAGCUAUAUACGCAAGAAUCCCAUACUUAAUAUGCUGGUAGCGCGCAAAGGUGUUACCUCCACUUAAAUCUAGGCGCAGAUUUCCUAUUGACUAUAUUGUCGCUCACUCUUACACCAACUCUCUACUACUGCUAAGAUCUCUAGCUAGCGCUCUUUACCAGAAACUAUGCGUACACUUGUGUUUAUAUAUAAGAUUAUAUAUACCUUAACUUACUAUUAUGCAUAUCGCGCACUCAUAUAGACAUAUAGCUAAGUAGAGCUGCUUGUUAAAUUGAUUUACAUUAACUUGGUUUAAGUUUAUAGCGAGGCAUACAUAAGAAAACCCAGACUAGUUUCUUAGUACCUACACUUGUUGUACUAAAAGCAUAAUAAAAUAAGUAAAAUCAUGGCCAAAACACAACAACUAUAUACAGAGAAGCAACGAGGUUGAAAAUAGUUAACUUAAGCCAAGUUCAAGCAACAGGUUCAAUUUUUUUUUAUUACAUUUUCCAAGCAGCCGAAGAAUCUCUUGUAAGACCCGUCAGUAUUUAUAUAGAUAUACAAUUUUUGUACUUUUAUAUAUACUGCAGCAAGCAUUCCAAAAAUAAUGAAAUGAAAGCAAAUUCCCAUAAACUUGUUAAAGCAACUAAAUAGUACAUAGAUU